Anopheles stephensi (Asian malaria mosquito) is the source of this 2480-nucleotide messenger RNA. RefSeq lists its product as uncharacterized. Gene Ontology annotation, cellular component: cytoplasm. Gene Ontology annotation, molecular function: ubiquitin conjugating enzyme binding; ubiquitin protein ligase activity. Gene Ontology annotation, biological process: proteasome-mediated ubiquitin-dependent protein catabolic process; multicellular organism development. The coding region runs from base 640 to 2313 and encodes 557 amino acids. Lineage: Eukaryota; Metazoa; Arthropoda; Insecta; Diptera; Culicidae. The record is from RefSeq and is a predicted model, not a curated record. The transcript has 6 exons.
GUAACCUGUGGAGGCAGACUGCAGCUAUAGUCACGACGCCCGUUGCCGUUGAGACCGGCUUCAAAAAAGCGAAGGCUUCGCGUUCACACACUGACCCACACACCGACGCUUGAGUGUGCUUGUGUGUGCCUGGUUUGGGUCUCACUUAAGCGGAAGUGCGCCAGCUCCAAUAUAUGCUAUUAGACGAUGGAUUCAGGGUCGUGUGGUGGUGGAUGCAGCUUCCACGGGUACGGUGCCAUUACUCUUGCAGCCCCGGCGACGGUGACAACACGGAUCGUACCAAACCGGUUGGUAUUGAGCGUGAUCGGAACCGUUCGAGUAGAGACAACAACAACAACAACAGCCACCACAUUGUUCCACGCGGGGAUUCAUCGUGGAGAAGGGGAUCCGCACAACCACCGUCGCGUGACGAUCGAACCUAAGCUAAACCGCUCCAACCGUGCAGUUUCCUUCCAAACAGCUACUCGAUCGGAUCGCUAAAGUCGGUGAUCGCGGUGAUUCGCGCGCGGUAAAAUGUUAGCUUUACACAAUUAGUGACUUACUGUGUGUGUGUGUGUGCUGUUUUUUUUUAUAACGAAUUGAUAGUUACGUGUGUUUUCGGCUUUUGGAGUUUAUUCGUGCGUCGAAACAAAAACAAAAAUGGUGGAAACACAAGUCGUCGUUCCACCAACAUCACACCCGAAACCAACCACAACGGUGACAACAACAACCAUUACAGCAACAGCAGCGGUAACCGAUGCGGAACCAAUCGCUCCAUCGACCGAAGAUCAUUACGAUCCUUCCGUACGGAUAUUGCACAUACCGAAGCAGACGGACGGAUCCUGCGGGUUUCAUCUCACCCGCAGCAAAUGGGAUCCAUAUCCUUGGGUCAGUGGUGUUGAUGCAGACUCACCGGCCGAAGUGACCGGGUUGAAGGUUGGUGACUGUGUGCUGGAGGUCAACAACGAGGAUGUCCUUGGUAUGCGUAUCGCCGAGGUGGCCGGUAUGGUCCGGUCCAAGGCGGACAUUGUGACGUUGCUGCUGUGGAGCACUGGCAUGGAACCGGCCUGCAAUCCAGAAUCGCUGUGCUGCGGCCCGAUGCCAAUCAACCUGGAACGGUUAACGGCCAGCAUGCAGACGAUCGUGGCCGCGCUGGAAUGCCCCGUUUGCUUCGAUACCAUCCCACCGCCCGUGUUUCAGUGCCAGAACGGACAUCUGGUGUGUUCCCGGUGCCGGGUGCGUGCGGAACGUUGUGCCAUCUGUCGCGAACGUUACACUGUCGGCCGUUCGCUGCUGGCGGAACAGGUCUACCAAUCCAUAACGGAGGCGUUUAAUCUGCGCGAGGGAACGGAUGGGAAGCUGCGCGAGCGUCUGUUCGGUGCCCGGUGUACUCGGCAACCGAAGCGUGCCACCUCGUGCGACCGGAAGAAAAGUCCGUACGGCAGUGACAGCCAUCUGGUGCCUACCGGGCGACCGAUACACUCGCACACGCACAAGUUCCUCGCGCGCAUCAUGGGCAAGGCCAGCUCGGUGGACAACCUGAGCAAGCACCACGGCCAGCACGCACAGCCACCGGAUGUGGUGGGCGAUCUGCAAGCAUCGAAAGGGAAGUCAUUGUCCUUGUCAUCGAGCGAAAUAUUCAAGCGCGAUAAUUCCGUAUCGGUGCUGCGAUGUCCUUCGGCGAACCGAUUGGCGCCGGAACUGUCCGCUUCCUACAACAGUCUCACGAUUCGUCGACCAACGUCGUCCAUGUCGUGCAAUGUGUCGGUGGAAAGUCUUAGCAGCAUUCCCGAGAAUGGUAUUCACCUGACCGUUCCGGCACGUCCGGCCCAGUUGUCCUACAAUUGUCCUUGCGGCGAGUACUGUAGUGAUGUAAUUGCCGCGCCGGAGCUGCAGGAGCACGUCACCGUGCAUCAUCGUACGCCGGUCAUAUCGUUCGGGACCGCCUCGGCCGAAAUAUCUCUCCCACCGCGAACACCGGUUGAUAAUGCCUGUCUGCUGUUGCUGCUGGAUGGACAUAAAUUUUGGUUAAAACUAAUCUCCGACACAAGCACCGUGGGUGACAUUUUUCUGUCGGCCUUGCUGGAGGGCAGCUCGGAGCAGAGCAAAAAUUAUGCACUGGAGGUCAUUAUUCGCAAGGAAGGGUUCGACCACAUUCUCGGCAAGGAGCUCAUCUCCCGCUCGGAGGUGUACUCGAUGGUGGACAAGUCGUGGAACGAUCUGGUCAACACGAAGGCGGGCGUGUUCUAUACCGGCGUGUGCAUACGGGCCACCUUUAGCCCGGAUACGGAAAUCUUACUGAAAGCAUCCAUCAAACGUCUCGCUGACCUUUAAGGUCGCGCGAGAGGAUGUGAGCCCGUUUGUGUGUUAUGUAUCGUUGAGACGGAUGAAAUAUGAUAUGGUAAGCGUAUUAGUGUUUGAUAGUAUGCUAGAAUGUAAUAUUUGUUAAUAAACCACUCGUUAUAGUGCACUUCCGGGGAAGCAUUGCAUCGAUCCGAUAA